This is a messenger RNA of Saccostrea cuccullata (small rock oyster), 548 nucleotides long. Its product is annotated as nucleoporin Nup43-like. Gene Ontology annotation, molecular function: protein binding. Gene Ontology annotation, cellular component: nuclear pore outer ring. Bases 5 to 397 code for a protein of 130 amino acids. NCBI's taxonomy places the organism in Eukaryota, Metazoa, Mollusca, Bivalvia, Ostreida, Ostreidae. The record is from RefSeq and is a predicted model, not a curated record. The transcript has 3 exons.
AAAAAUGGCGGAGACCACACAACCGUUUGCGUUCGUGAAGUUUGUUUCGAGAAAAAUCAGCAAAAUUAGAUGGCAGCCAAGUCAAAAACAGAUGUUAGAAUGUUCAGACACAUUUGUUACCGGUAGCUGGGACGAUAAGGAAAACAAAAUAUCUCUGUGGUACGUGGGACCCCACACACAGAGGUCCAUUGAGGAUGAUGAAGGAGAAGGAAUGGAGCCCACUCUGAAGUGUGAUAUAACUCACAACGGAGAUGUCACAGGGUUAGAGUAUAUUGGAUCAGAUGAGAUUGUGGCUUCUUCAUCCACAGGGACAGUGACUUUAUACAAAUACCACACAGCCUCUCAGGUUAGUCUUAAGUCAGAUAGUAUACAAGUACCACACAGCCUCUCAGGUUAGUCUUAAGUCAGAUAGUACACAAGUACCACACAGCCUCUCAGGUUAGUCUUAAGUCAGAUAGUACACAAGUACCACACAGCCUCUCAGGUUAGUCUUAAGUCAGAUAGUACACAAGUACCACACAGCCUCUCAGGUUAGUCUUAAGUCAGAU